Eutrema salsugineum is the source of this 801-nucleotide messenger RNA. RefSeq names its product putative cysteine-rich repeat secretory protein 17. NCBI's taxonomy places the organism in Eukaryota, Viridiplantae, Streptophyta, Magnoliopsida, Brassicales, Brassicaceae. The record is from RefSeq and is a predicted model, not a curated record.
AUGUAUUCUUCCUCAUCUGUAUCAAAACGCCACGUUAUGGUCCCUAUCUUGGCCGUGGUGGCCAUACAAUUUCUCCUUAAUAUACCCAGCGUUUUCUCCUUGAAUAUGACUAAUGCGUAUCUACAACACAAAUGCUUUGUCAGUCAAGGGAAAUACAAGCCGGGAAGUGAGUACGAGAAAGACCUCAUAGAUAUCAUCGAUUCCCUCCCUUUGACCAGUAAUUUUACCCGCGGUUUCGAAAUGAGUUCCUCUGGUGAAGGUCCUAAUUACGUAUCCGUCACACAUCAGUGCCGUGGCGACUCCUAUGGUGCGAAAUGCCGCUCUUGCUAUUCCACCACCAUCUCUGAGCUUCGUAGAAGAUGUCCAAGAUACAAAGGGGGAAUAAUAUGGUACGACCAAUGUCUUCUAGUCAUUUCUGCGGUCAAUUAUUUUGGGAAGAUCGAUUACGACAACAAUUUCUGUAUCUCCAAUGCGAAGAAAUUUAGCGUCGGACAUUAUUCUAACGUGCCUUGGGGAAUUUUCAUAGAUAAUCUGACAACUAUAGCCAUCAGUGAAAAAAAUCCCACGGAGCUGUACGCAGCGGGGGAGAGGAAGAUCGGGAGGGAUAAAGUGUACGGAAUGGUGCAGUGUACGCAAGAUCUAUCGUCAAAGGGUUGUUUGGAGUGUGUGACAAGUAAUAGCGUGAAUUUUCAAAAGUGCAUGUUUUAUAAACGUGGAGCGAGAGUUAUUGGUAGGAGCUGUAACAUUAGGUAUGAGUUUUAUCCUUUUGUUGCUGUUGGUCCUAAUUAUUUGAAGACCUAA